UGACUCUUUCGCUGUUUUGCAAGGUUGUCCUAUUCCCACCUUCCAUCAUAACCCGAAGACACGUCUUUCACCAUGUCCGAGCCAACGAUCGCCCUUCGAUCUUUCGAGGCGCCAUCCGGUCCAUCCGAAGACCUGACCGCCAUUGAAAGUACGCUUGAUCAGCAGCCAUGGUUCUAGGCUCGAGCAACAUCUUCAGUUCAAGUAGAGGCCACAUCCGACAAGAUUUGACACGUGAUGACGAGGAGAAAGCGGUGAAGGCAGCUCAGCUGUCCGAUCAUGCCAAUGGGCCUUCUGCGGACAUCGACAGCCGUCAGACCACGGACGGGAUGAUGGUGCGACGUUGGAGAGAGUUCGAGCGAACCCUUAUUCGCUACAACUUCGAAGCACGCGGCAUCGAACGAGUCCUGCCAGAUCAGAGACAUGACCUACGUCAGCUUGGCUUCACACAGAUGUGUAUGCUCUGGUUCAGCGUCAACUUGGCAGCCAACAACUUGACCCUCGGAAUGCUUGGUCCGGCAGUUUACUACCUUUCCUUUCUCGACAGCAGCCUCUGUGCCGUAUUUGGGGCCAUCUUGGGAAGCCUACCGGUGGCCUACAUUGCCACUUUCGGUCCGGUAUCCGGCAAUCGGACGAUGGUCUUCGCUCGCUAUGUUAUGGGCUGGUGGCCGGCGAAGCUGAUUGUUAUUCUUACGCUUAUCAACUUGCUCGGCUACUCCCUCAUCGAUUCCGUCAUCGCUGGCCAAGUCCUGAGCGCCGUAAGCACAAAUAGCGAUCUUUCCAUUGUGGUCGGCAUCGUUAUAGUGGCCAUAAUCUCCUGGGUAGUGACUACGUUCGGUUACAGCAUCUUCCACUAUUACGAGCGCUAUGCGUGGCUGCCGCAGACGGUGAUGAUCUGCGUCCUUGCUGGUGUCGCCGGCCCGAAGUUUGACCUAUAUACCGACCCGUCUGCUGGGCUUGACAGCCGUACCAUUACUGGCAAUCGACUCAGCUUCUUCAGCAUCUGCUAUGCCGCUGGAGUCACCUACGCUUGCAUCUCUGCCGACUACUUUGUCUAUUAUCCAGAAAGGACCGCGAAGUGGAAGAUCUUUGCCAUAACCAUGACUGGUCUAACGCUUUCCUUUACGCCUAUGUUUAUCAUCGGUACCGGCCUGGCUUCGGGCAUCGCUUCGAACCCGGCGUGGUCCGAUGCUUAUAGCAUCUCUCAAGGUGCGCUUGCAGUCGAGGCCUUCAGACCGCUCGGCGGGUUCGGAUCCUUCCUAUCAGUAGUACUGGCGUUGGGCCUCAUUGCCAAUGUCAUCCCUCCGGUUUACUCUGCCGGCGUGGACUUUCAGGUUCUCGGUCGCUACUUCCAGCUCGUGCCCCGGAUAGUUUGGAAUACCGUGGGCACCGUCAUCUUCACCGUUUGCGCGAUCGCAGGCCGCGAGCAUCUGGCUGAGAUCUUCACGAACUUCCUGGCCUUAAUGGGAUACUUCGUCAGCAUUUGGAUCGCUAUUGUGCUUGAGGAGCAUCUGAUCUUCCGUGGGUGGAGAAAGCUCGGCUGGAACUGGGAGGCUUGGAACGACCGCUCCAAACUACCACUCGGCAUAGCCGCUUUAGUGGCGUUUCUCGUGGGCUGGGCUGGUGCUAUCCUUUGCAUGGCGCAGGUGUGGUACAUCGGGCCAUUAGCGGCUCUUGUCGGACAAUAUGGCGGCGACAUGGGCAACUACGUCGGCUUCAGCUGGGCAGCACUAGUGUACCCCCCACUCCGGUGGUUAGAGCUUCGCAGGUUCGGCAGGUGAUCGUAGGCUUGACGUUUAUCACACGCAGGGGUACAUUAGACUGGAUGAUAGACAGCGAGCCGUGUAAGCGUAUGAUAGCUGACGUCGCAAUCGCCGCAGCA
Messenger RNA from Baudoinia panamericana UAMH 10762, 1879 nucleotides. RefSeq lists its product as uncharacterized. Gene Ontology annotation, cellular component: plasma membrane; fungal-type vacuole membrane. Gene Ontology annotation, biological process: transmembrane transport. NCBI's taxonomy places the organism in Eukaryota, Fungi, Ascomycota, Dothideomycetes, Mycosphaerellales, Teratosphaeriaceae. The record is from RefSeq and is a predicted model, not a curated record. The transcript is spliced from 5 exons. Bases 168 to 1778 code for a protein of 536 amino acids. Gene Ontology annotation, molecular function: transmembrane transporter activity.